GUAACUGUGACCGGUGGGCGUAAAUUAAAUCAUUCGUGGCAUACGCUCUACAAAUUGGCAAAGGUUGCCUCCCUUAGAAAAUGUUUAGCCAUUUGUAGAUGAUGUUGUUUCAUAUGUUUGUACAUGUUCACUAAAUAGGCUGAAAUUAUUUGUUAUGCUUGGAUAGCUUUACAAACGUUGAAUUGGAAAGGGUUUAAGCUACAGAAAAUAUGUCAGCAACAGCUCUAGAUCUAUGGGGUGUGACAAUUUCCAAGGAAACAGCAGACCAGAUUAUAGAAAAGGCCAAACAAUGGGCUCUUCUGCAUGGUGUACAAAUGAAGCCCCAGCAUGAUCACCACUCUACAUGCCACUGUGAGUAUGCACCAAUUACGCUAUUCCCCAGCCCCCUUCCAGUUCCUGUUCUCCAGGAAGCCAAAUCUCUACAGAAACACUACAAUCUUCUCAUGCACAGAGUGGCCAAUGAUCCAGAAUUCCUUUGUCAGUGUCUAAAGAAUGUUAUAAAGGUUGAUGAGUUUACAAAGAUGUUGUAUGAUAUAUAUAAAGAAACAGGAGGGGAGAAAUCAACACAGAAAGUUAGCCUGGGUUUGUUCCGUAAUGACUACAUGAUGGAUGUGAAGGACAGUUGUUGUACCAUUAAAAUACUGCCGGCCAGUCUUAACCUGAAACAGAUUGAGUUUAACACAAUAGCGUCUAGCUUUGCAGGUCUUUCAUCAGCAAUGUGGAAUGUUCAUAGGUACACAAUGAAGCAGGCAGGAAUAAAAUGCAGCUGUGAUCAGCUGCCUGAGAAUAAACCAGCACAUGGUCUGGCUGUUGGUUUUGUGAAGGCCUGGGAAUGCUACGGUAACCCAGAUGCUGUAAUACUUUUUAUUGUGCAAUCGGUAGAGAGGAACUCAGUGGAUCAAAGAUGGUUGGAACGAUUUGUACAUGAGAUUAACCACAAUAUACAUGUGGUCUACAGUACAUUAUUAAAUGCGUCAGAACAUUGCAAGUUAACUAAAUGGAACACACUAAUGCUCGAUGGUAAAGAGGUAGCUGUGAUAUAUUACAGAGAUGGUUAUAUGCCGAAUCAUUAUCCAACAAAUAAGGAAAAGGAUGUCCGUUUAUUAAUGGAGAAGUCUUGUGCAAUAAAGUGUCCAAAUGUAGGUUUACAGUUGGCCGGCUGUAAGAAGGUGCAACAAGAGUUGGCUGUUCCGGGCGUCCUGGAAAAGUUCAUUAAGGAUAUUGAUGUUUGCGAUUGUAUCAGGAAAACGUUCGCUGGCCAGUACAGUUUAGAUAGAAAUGAAGAAGGAGACAGAAAUGUGGAAAUGGCACUCGCACAACCUAAAAAGUUUGUUUUAAAACCUCAAAGAGAAGGUGGAGGGAAUAAUGUGUAUGGAGAGGAUAUCAGGGAGUUCUUGUCCGGCAUCAGAGAUAGCGAAGAAAGGAACGCCUAUAUUUUGAUGGAGAGAAUAUUUCCAUGGCCGCAGAAAAAUUACCUUCUGAAAGAAGGAAAAGAACCAAUACUAAGGGAUGUGAUAAGUGAACUGGGAAUAUAUGGUGUAUACCUCGGUACUGCUGAAGAAGAGUUUUAUAAUGCAGAGGCAGGGCAUGUUUUGAGGACAAAGUCAACAGAAGAUGAUGAAGGUGGAAUUGUGGCGGGCUUCGCAACCAUGGAUUCUCCACUUCUUGUUUACCCUCCAAAACUUUCCAGUUAAUCUGUUUCCCCUUGAAUUUCAUGGAUGGACUCGUCCAAUUUCCAUUUUGGAACAGUCCAUUGCUUAAUUUAGGGUUAUUGACAAUGAUGAUUUGGAAAUUAGGCAGCCUAUUAUAUACAGUCUUGUCUGACUGCAUGGAUUUACAACUUUCCUGGCUUCUUGUUGGUGGCAAAGGCUUUAGGGUUUCAAAAAAACACUUUUAUUUCAUUUCUUGUAAUUGCAGUCUUAUAUACAGCAAAGGAAGAUAACUACAUUCCAAGUUAGAAUUUUUGAUGCGGUAUCGUCGAUUUUUAGCAUACUCUUUAAAAAAAAAAAAUCUGUGGACCUUAGUACAUAAUAUACAAUCUACAUGCAUAUGGACAUUAAUACAUAAUAUAUAUACAUGACUGACACUAACAGUCUUAAAGGAGCUCUUCUGAGUUCACAAAGUGUAGAAAAACAUAAAAUAUGAAAAUUUAAUAUAGAGCAACUUGGGCUCUUAAAACGGAAAAAUUUGAAAAAGACAAAAAAGGAAUAAGCUCAGAAUUAAAAUGAUUAUAAAUAUUUAAUGAGAUUAUUUUUUUUUUGCCUAUUUUGGGUGCAUAUCAUAUUGGGGUCACUUUGCAUAAUAAAAAUAAUUAUUUUGGAAAAACAUAGUGAACCAAAUGAUCUGAAAUUUUGCACAGGAGAAAUUGGUAUAGUCUUAUAUCAACUGCUUAAAAAAAUGAUUUUUUUUUCCAUAUUUUGUCCAAAAAAUAUGUCAUUGGAGUACCUUUAUAUGUUGUACUCUUAUUGAUUGAUAAGCAUGUCUUGGCAUGCGAGCAGUUCCCGUACAAAAAUCGUAGUUACUUAAACAUUAUUUUUUAUUACGCUCACUCACCAAAAUUUGAAUGUUACACAUCAAUAUUCGGCUCGUCACAUAAAUCAUGGAAAUUCCAUCAUGUUCUAAACAUAGAAUAACCCUUAGUUAUGAGGCCUCAUAUGGGGUACAGAAAUUAUCCAUUAUUUUGUAUGAAGAGAAGUAGUUCCCGUACAUAAAAUUUAACCCAUUAUAAUUAUACAAUUUUAUUAUAUCGGACCUAUUUUUCAUUUAUGAUUGUUGAACAGACCAUUUUCUAAGAGAUAAAUAGAUGUAAUUCAGGAAAUAGAAAGUAGACUAAACGCGUGUAUCUAUUACCCGGUUCCGUUACCCCCAACGCAUUCACAUGCGAUGGCAUGCUUGUAUGCAUGAUAUUUUACGCAUCAAAGCCAUAAAAUUAUUUUAUAUAGUAAUAUUGGUCAAAAUUCUGAUAAUUAAACAAGUUUUAAUCACAUUGCCUUCUUAUCUGUAAACAGGUGGUAUUAGUGGAAAACCCUUUAACAUGCCUCACGUGUAAGUAUGUUGCGCAUGCGCGCAAGGACGGAAUCCCCCCGAUAAAACAAGGUCACGUUUUGACAACGCACAGGUGAAAUUGAUUUAAAAUGAGACUUUUUAUACAUACUGCCGAACUGACACUUAGAUUUUGUCUCGUUUAUGUAUCUGCUUGAUUUGAAAUGAAUUUUUGAAGAAUGCAUCUAAAAAUCAAGCGUUUAAAUGAAAAAUACGGGUACUGCUUCUGUACGGGAACUGCUCGCAUGCCAGUACAUGUAUAAUUUUUUUAGAGAAAGGGUCUGCUUCUAAAAUUUUAUAUUUUCAUUGUUACAUACAAAUUGAAUAAAUAUGUUGGGUUUUUUUUUUUUGUAAAAGGGUAAGGUUUUCUUGAUAAACAUGUGUCUUUCAUCAGAUUUUUUUUUUUUUUUUUUUUUAAUAUUUUGAUAACACUUUCUUUGUAAUUUUUAUUAUUAUUUUUUUUAAACAUACAUACUGCUGAUGUUGAAAGAGGAUAAUUUUUGCAAACAUAAAUGAGUAGACAAUUUUUAUAAAUACAAUAGCAGAGCUUAUGGAACAAAUUGCAAACAAUGGUGAAGGUUAAAUUUUUUAAAAAAUUUUUGGACAUUUCAGCUAUCAUGUAGUCUUUGAUGAAUUUUUUUUUAAAAAGGACAUGUACAAAAUGUAUAUAACUUUGCUGGCCAAUGAAAAUAUUUUUAUUAUUUUUAAUAAGAUUUUGUGUAUACACAACUGUAUAAUUUUACAGGCACUUUUAAGUCAGAAAAUUCAUGUUUAUUUAUUAUGCUGACAUACUAGUUAUUAGUGUAUGGAAAUAAUUCUAGUUAUUAGUGUAUGGAAAUAAUUUAUAAGUAACCACAACAAAAUUAUUUUGCUGGAAUCAUUUAUAAGUUUACAAUAAAGGAAACAUGCUGCUUUUUUUUGGCAUCGUUGGGCAUUUUUAGACUGACAAAAAUAACAAAAAAUCUUAAACCAUUAUUAAUUAACACAAACUAUAUACAGGAAAGCAUAUAUAGUCUUGUUUUUAUGCAUUUUCUAAAAUAUGUGCAGGGUGGUUUCUUUGCUUAAUGACAUGUGUUUAUAACUGGUUUGGAAAAUUUAUUAUACUGCAUGCAAUUAUUUUUACUCAGGCAUUUAAUAGAUAUGCCUUUGAUAGCAUAAGAAUUAGUAAAAAAAUCCUUUGAGGUCAACCUAAAACUUGAAUUUCUUACAUAGAUUAACUGUCACAUUUAAAAUGGAAAUUUAAGUGGUCAUAAAAAAAUAUACUCAGAAUUAAUUUGAAAAUCAUAUUUUCUUGCAAUUAUCAGCCAAAAUUUAGUUAAAAGCUUAUAAUGCUUUCCAUUUUUGGGUCAGUUUUUCACAAUUAAGAUAAUUAUUCUAGAAUAAUGAAGGGCGAAAAUAAUCUGAAAUUAAGUCCAUAUCUACAUCAUUAACAUGAAAUACAUAAAUAUAUAAGAAAAAAUUUUUUAGUUCCAUUGUGUCAAAAAACUGGUCCCUUUAAGUAACUUUAACUAAGGCACUACAUGUAUAUAGAAGAAUCUUUGCUGAUGAUAAAUUUAAAGGGGAGCCUUAAUCAGUUAAAAUUGUACACUAAUGAUAUAUUGUUCGGUCCUUUUGUAUAUUUUUUUCUAAUAUUGUUAAUAUUUAAUUUGAUUGUUUUUGAUUGUUAUAUAUUUCCAGCUUUAUUAGCCAUGUAACCUAAUAGAGGCAUUAUUCUAUACUUUUAGGAUUUUAGUUCAUUUUGAUUUGAGAGAAAUAUGUUGUUGAAUUUUGUAAUGAAUGUUUUUAGAGGUUAAACCUUUGUUGUGGUCAGGAUUAUUACUGUCAAUAGGGCCUCCUGAUAUUUUUUUAUCUCAGUAGACAUUGAUUCAUAUCAAACUUUUGCAGGCAUUUUUUGUCUGUUUUUGAGCUUCAUGUUUUUCCCUCCAUCUUGUGUAUAAUCAAUAAUAAAAAUAAUUAGGGAAUCGUGCAUUGAUAAUCUUUUUGUUUGAAAUUUCAAUUUUUCUAAUAUUUUAUUCAAAUUUACAGUUUUCUGCAAAGAGAAAAAAAAUGGUGUUGACUGUUGAAUUAUGUUUUUUGACAGCUUCCAUCCUAUUAGAUCAUGCUGGGAACAAUUCUGGCCAAUCAGAUUGGCUGUUAUAAAAUCCAUAAUAUCCCAUAGUUCCAUUGUAGAUUUGAUUGCAAAUUUGAAUAUGAUUAUGUAACAGAAAUACAAUUAGUUUGAGACUUAUAUAGGGCUAUUCUAUUGAAUAUGAUAAAUUAUAUGCAAACUUGAAAGAUGAUCCAUGUAUUUUUAAGGCAUGUAGUGUUCACAAAUGUAAUCAAAAUAAGUUUAAAAUUUGUAAUUGAAUACUAUCAUAUUGCAUAUAAUAAACAGUUACUUAUUUAAUUCAGAUUUAAUUAGAUAUAUACAUUCUUAUACUAGUAAAAUGUUGUCACCUUAGUGCAGUAACAGGUUAAGUCCUUUUAAAUUUAAUAUGAGUUAACCAGUUAUUGCACUAAGGUGACUAUGUGUACUAAUGUUUAUACAUGGACUGAAAUACUUAAAUUUAGAUUAACUUAUGAAUCUUGCUGGGAAACAUUGAAAAUACAGUCUGAUAUUGGUCAUUUACAUGAAUAUUGAUAAUUGUGUGUGUGUGUGUGUGUUUUUUUUCUCUUAAAUGUUAUAUGCAUAAUAUAUAUAUAAAUAUGUUAUAAUAUAUGCAGAAAUUUAUAUUUUAUGUAACACUUAUGUUACUGUAAAGAAAAGUUUAUCAUUGAAAAUUCUGAGAUCUGGAAGGAUAGAACACAUGCUUCGGUUUGAAGGGCUGUGAGUUUAUUUUAGUUUCAAAUUUUUAUUUAGCAUUAUCCUUAAAGCAGCAUGCCUCCAGUUAUGUUAAUUUUUUAAAGUAUUCAAACAUAAAUAAUAAAUUAUUGUCAAGUGGACAAAGAAAGUAAUUUAUACAUUAAAACAGCACUUGGAAUUAUGAAAAUUACUAAAAAUAGGUCAGAAUAUGCAAAAACUAGCCCUGACUGCAGUAGUCAGCGGGUAGAAAUAUGGUGAUUAACAUUGCAAUAUAAGUCAUUAAUUGUAAAUUAUUUCUUGAUUUGUGAAUAUUUUAACAUUUUCUAAAAUCUUAGUACAUUUUUCUCAGUGUUGAUUUUUAGCUCACCUGUCACAAAGUGACAGGGUGAGCUUUUGUGAUCGCUUUUCGUCCGUCGUCAGUCCGUCGUCCGUCCGUAAACUUUUACUUUAAAUGACAUCUCCUCAUAAACCACUAAGCCAAUUUCAUCCAAACUUCACAGGAAUGUUCCUUUGGUGGUCACCUUUAAAAAUUGUUCAAAGAAUUUGAUUCCAUGCAGAACUCUGGUUGCCAUGGCAACCGAAAGAAAAAACUUUAAAUAUCUUCUUUUAAAAAACCAUAAGAGCUAGAGCUUAGAUAUCUUCUAGUGAGUGUCUACCAAGUUUGUUCAAAUAAAAGCCCUGGGGUCAAAAUUGGCCCCGCCCCGGGGGGUCAUUGAUUUUCCCUAUAUGCAUAUAGUAAAAACUUAAAAAAUCUUCUUUUAAAGAACCCAAAGAGCUAGAGCUAAGAUAUUUAGCAUGAAACAUGUUCUAAUGGGUGUCUACCAAGUUUGUUCAAAUAAAAGCCCUGGGGUCAAAAUUGGCCCCGCCCCGGGGGGUCAUUGAUUUUCCCUAUAUGCAUAUAGUAAAAACUAAAAAAAAUCUUCUUUUAAAGAACUCAAAGAGCUAUGGCUAAGAUAUUGAGUAUCAGACAUGUUCUAAUAGGUGUCUACCAAGUUAGUUCAAAUAAAAGCCCUGGGGUCAAAAUUGGCCCGGCCCCAGGGGGUCAUUGAUUUUCCCUAUAUGCAUAUAGUAAAAACUUAAAAAAUCUUCUUUUAAAGAACCAAAAGAGUUAGAGCUAAGAUAUUUAGCAUGAAACAUGUUCUAAUAAGUGUCUACCAAGUUUGUUCAAAUAAAAGCCCUGGGGUUAAAAUUGGCCCCGCCCCGGGGGGUCAUUGAUUUUCCCUAUAUGCAUAUAGUAAAAACUUAAAAAAUCUUCUUUUAAAGAACUCGAAGAGCUAUGGCUAAGAUAUUUAGCAUCAAACAUGUUCUUAUAGGUGUCUACCAAGUUUGUUCAAAUAAAAGCCCUGGGGUCAAAAUUGGCACCGCCCCAGGGGUCAUUGAUUUUCCUUAUAUGUGUAUAGCAAAAACUUAAAAAAUCUUCUUUGAAAAAACCCAAAUAGCUAGAGUUAAGAUAUUAAGCAUGAAACAUCUUUUAAUGAGUGUCUACAAAGUUUGUUCAAAUAAAAGACCUGGGGUCAAAAUUGGCCCCGCCCCGGGGGUCAUUGAUUUUCUUUAUAUGUGUAUAGCAAAAACUUAAAAUGAGCCGCGUCACGACAAAACCAACAUAAUGGGUUUGCGACCAGCAUGGAUCCAGACCAGCCUGCGCAUCCGCGCAGUCUGAUCAGGACCCAUGCUGUUCGCUUUCAGACCCUAUAACAAGUAAAGAAACUGAUAGCGAACUGCAUGGAUCCUGCUCAGACUGCGCGGAUGCGCAGGCUGGUCUGGAUCCAUGCUAGUCGCAAACCCAUUAUGUUGGUUUUGUCGUGACGCGGCUCAAAUCUUCUUUGAAAAAACCCAAGUAGCUAGAGUUUAGAUAUUAAGCAUGAAACAUCUUCUAGUAAGUGUCUACAAAGUUUGUUCAAAUAAAAGCCCUGGGGUCAAAACUGGCCCGGCCCCAGGGGUGUCAUUGUUUUUAACUAUAUGUGUAUAGUAAAAACUUUAAAAAAAUCUUCUUUUAAAAAGCCCAAUGAGCUAGAGCUCAUAUGUUUAGCAUGAAACAUCUUCUUAUGGGUGUCUACCAAGUUUGUGCAAAUAAAAGCCCUUGGGUUAAAUUGGCCCUGCAACGUGGGGGGGGGGGGGGCCUAUAAACAGGUGAGCGACCUUAGGGCCAUCAUGGCCCUCUUGUUUUUAAAUAUUUUGGCUUAUAUGGAGGUAUUCAGCUUUAAAAUAUAAUGAAUGGGCAAGUAAUUGAAUGUUUUUUGUUUGUUCUUUAUUUUGUUGUGUUUUUUGUUUGUUUGUUUUUACAAUAUUUUUUCAUAGUGUUUUUUUUUUGUGUUUAAUUUGCUUUAAUAUAGGUACAUGUAUAUGUACAAAGAAAAUUUUGCUCAAAUUAAUGUUUGUAUACACCCAAUGUUAUCAUAGUUUUUAAACAAGUAUCUAUUCAUGUUUUAUAUUUUUGAGGAGGCUAUCAUGUUAAGGAUGUCCACUGAUCAGUCAUUCCUGUGGUUUUGAAUCAUACUGAAUAUUCUGAAUUCUUUUAUGUAAGGAAACUAUCCAGGUAGCUUUUGGAAGGUUGGUGGUACCCUUAAGGUGUCCUGCUGUUCCCUGAAAUAAUGCAUGGAGAGGUACAUAUAGUCUUUUUCUAUCAGUAAAACAUGAAAGGCUACAUAUGACUGAAGAAUUAUGUGGCUUGCUUAAACAAAUUUUGCCUUGCUUGGCUUGACUUUGCAACUGCUAUUUGCUAUUUUAAAGCAGCAUCCCUCCAGAUACAUGCUAACUUUCAUGAAAAUUUUGAAAAUACAUUUAAAAUGAAAAUAAUGUGAAGUGAAAAAAGAAAUGUGCAGAUUGCAAACGGCAUUUAUAGUGCACAUUUACAGUCAAUGUAAAUUACCAAAAUAGGUCAGAAUUUGUAAAAAUAGUACUUACUGCAUUAGUUACACAGUAGCAAUAUAACGUAUAAUGAUAAAUACUGCAAAAUCAAUCAUUAAUAACACAUAACAUGCAAUUUAUUACUUGUUUUGAGAAAAUUUCACUUUUCUUAAAAUCUCAAUACAGUUUUCUCAAGUUUGAUUUUCUUCAAACAUUUUGGCUCAUCUGGAGGCAUUUAGGCUCAUUUUGGUUUAUCUGGAGGCAUUUUGGCUCAUCUGGAGGCUUGCAACUUCAAAGGAUAGUCAUAUCUUGGAAGCUAAAAUUCAGCAUGGAUAUGUACCUUGACUUUGCUGUAAUUUAGGGGCAUAGGCAAUUCAUUACCUCUUGGAGAGCUUCAUCAGUUUACAUGGAAGUCAUAUAUUUUCCUUGAUUAUCUUGAAAAUUUAUAUUAAUGAAAGAAAAACGUAAACCACAGGGUUAAUACAAUAUGUAAAAUAUAUAUUUUUGUUAAAAUGAGACUGUCCUGAUUUUUGUAAACAAAAUUUGGUUUGAAAUAUGGAUCUCAAAUAAUCUCAAUAUCUCAAAUUUUAAAUACAAUGUAAAACACUUGUCUUUUGGUUUUAACUUAUAAAUAAAUGACAUAUUAAUUACUUGUAUUAAAAGUACCCUAUAACAGUUACUUACAUUUGAUGUGUACUUCAAAAUUGAUUUUUACUUGAUAAUACACAGUAAUGUAAAAUCAAAAAUUUUAGUGAGGAAUUAAAUUUUGCUAAUUUUGCAAAUUGAAGAUUUUCAAGAAAAUGACUGUUUACUAAACAUCUGUUACAUGUAUGUUAAUUUAACAAACCUGAAAGUAGAAAUUCACUAAUAUUUAACUUCACCAAUUAAUCUUUACAAGGCUUUUGCAGUUUUAAGCCUAGAAUAAAUAUGGGCUGAGUUGCCAUCUAGUCAUACAGUCCAGCUCAAGUCAGUUGCAGAUAUAAUCAGUUAAAGUUGAGCAUUUGAUCUGUUAUUAGUUAUAAUCGCUUAAUUUGUUUUUGCAUACUUAUUUUAUUUAUUCAUUUAAACUGGUCACUGAGUGUAUUUCUUAAAUUUGUAAUUGCUGUUAUAUUUAUAUAUAAAAAGGAGCAAUAAAUAUAUCAUAAUAAACAUG
Ruditapes philippinarum (Manila clam) is the source of this 9824-nucleotide messenger RNA. RefSeq names its product glutathione synthetase-like. NCBI's taxonomy places the organism in Eukaryota, Metazoa, Mollusca, Bivalvia, Venerida, Veneridae. Gene Ontology annotation, cellular component: cytosol. The transcript has 14 exons. Gene Ontology annotation, molecular function: glutathione synthase activity; glutathione binding; ATP binding. Gene Ontology annotation, biological process: glutathione biosynthetic process. Bases 210 to 1694 code for a protein of 494 amino acids. The record is from RefSeq and is a predicted model, not a curated record.